AUGAGUGAGAGCACAGGCGACUCAUCCUGCUUUGCAACUACAAGGAGUUCUUGGGUGAACCACUGUGUCAGCGCACAUACAAAUUGUGCAAAGCGUCCCAUCCGUCCUCUUUCCUCUCCUUCAGAGCACGCCAUCCGACAACCAUUCCAAACCUCACGCCUGAUCUCAGAGUAGUCACCCUCCAGCAGGCCUGAAAUCAUGUCCACCACAUCCGAUAUGGUCUCUUGGCCAGUGAUGCUUUAUGUCUAUGACCUCUCGAAUGGUAUGGCUGCUUCCCUAUCUCAGCAAUUGACAGGUCGCUAUUUUCCAGCCAUCUAUCACACGUCUAUAGUCGUUCAUUCUCGCGAAAUCUUCUUUGGUCAAGGUAUCGAUAUCGCAAGGCCGGGUCAGACACAUCAUGGCGCACCACUGGAGACACACUUGCUGGGAGAGACAUCUGUGGACGAGCAUACGCUGAUGGAAUUGGUGGAUAGCAUGAAGGAACGGUAUUCCGCCCAAGCCUAUCAUCUUCUAAAUUUCAACUGCAACAACUUCUCGGACGAGUUGGCAGAAAUCUUGACGGGGCGAGGAAUUCCGAGUCACAUUACCAGUCUGCCUUCAGACUUCCUGUCCACGCCGUUUGGUCAGAUGAUGGCACCGCAAAUAGACAGCAUGUUCCGCGGACCGGCGCAGCGCUCCUCCUUCCCUCCUUCUCCAGCCAAUCCCACGUCCAACAGCGCCCCACCGUUAGCCCAACAGCUACUACAGAAUGUCGCGAAUCAAGCAACAAGCGAUCAAGCUGCACCUACAUCUGCGUUGACGCAUGUGGGCAGUGCAGAGGGCUUGAGGGAAGUUCAAGGCGUGGAUGACGCUGGGCGGUUGGUUCGGACCAACGAAUGCGCUGUGCUCUACUUCACAAGUGACACAUGUCCACCCUGCGCCUUGGUCAAGCCGGUCAUCGCUCGUGCAGCAGAGCAAUACUCAGCUGCAUCCUCUGAUCCUCGGCAAAUCUCUUUCGGUCUCGUCAAUGCCUCUCGUGCUUCCGGCUCUUCCGUAUUUCAGACGUACGGAGUGAGCGUUACGCCCACCACUCUAUUCUUCCUGAAUGGCAACCGACGAGCAGAAGUCAAGGGAGCGGACGUUAGCGAGGUGCAGAGUCAGACGGAUUUGCUGGCCUUCGAGGUGUGGCAAGCUCAUCCUCACACGCAGAUAAGGAAUUUGGCUCCUUUGCCGGUUCCUGGCUCGCCAAUCCAAUUUAGCACCAAACCAAAGUUGGACGCACUUCUUACCAAGCUGGACUCCUUCGUUUCUGCGAGACUUCUGGAAGAGCUGGCCAGCGACGAAAAGACUACGCUAUCAGCGGCACGGAAGAGCGUCAGAGAGCAAGUUGCUGCUUGGUUAUCCAAGGUUGAAUCAAAGCCUGCUCUGCCGCCAGGUCUGCUCGAGGGCUGGUCCGACGCGCACACCACCUUGCUCGCCCUGCUUCAGCCAGCGCAGAUCUUUCCUCUACUGGAUCUGCUCCGACUAGCGCUGCUCGAUGCCCAAUUUCUCUCCUCACUCAGCCGACCUGCGUCAAGACCUCACGCGGAUCAAUUGCUCGUGCGAACGUUUGAGCGCGUGUCUUCAUUCACACAGGAAGAUAUCGCUUCGCCAAGCGUAAGAGCUACCAUGCUAACCUCGCUAAGACUGCUCUGCAACACAUUAGCAGCGUUGGGGGACGAACCUGCUUUGGCAAGCAUGCUCCUGGACAAUCCAGCAUGCACUAGCCUCACCGCCCUACUCUCUGCUGGCCUUCUUUACGAAACUUCGAGCCCGAAUUCGGACGCAAGCAAAGAAGCGGAUCCCGUGGCUGGCAUGCGAGCGGAUCAAGGCAUUGCGCUAUCUGCCUCUUCUGCCGCCUUUAACUUGUUUUUGAUCCUUUCUCGCACAAACGCCAGAGCAGGCUGGCUCAGAAGAGACGAAAAACCAAUUCCUCACCGUUUCAUCCUCCAUUCCGGGCAGAAUGGAGCGGUAGAGAAAGAGCAGACAGUUGCGAGAGAGUGUGUACUGGAUGGAGAAUGGGAAGGCGAAAUGCUGACGGCGCUUUUGCAUGCUGUGGUCAAGGCUUGCGAAACGUGCGAGGCAGAGAAAGAAGGCAACAGUUCGACUUUGACUGCAUGGGCGGACGUGCUGCACCGACAGAUUUCAGCCCUCCUCUUGCUGUUGCAUAAAUCGCAGCACUGCGUUGAAUCGCUCGACCCGCUGGCGCAAGUGUUGGAGGCAAAAGGUACGAUCAGGCGUGUGGAGAGCUUGGCCAAGGGCUCCAUUGGACGAGCGAAUGUGGACAAGGAAGAGAAGAAGAGGUGGGAGAGCGUACGUGUUGGAUGUGAGAAGUUGGGAUUGAUCCUUUGAAUUGACAUGCGCUCCUGUUCAAAGCGUGGAGA
Molecule: messenger RNA, 2402 nt
Organism: Ceraceosorus guamensis
Lineage: Eukaryota; Fungi; Basidiomycota; Exobasidiomycetes; Ceraceosorales; Ceraceosoraceae
Product: DUF862-domain-containing protein
Exons: 6
Coding region: 199-2370 (723 amino acids)
Biological process (GO): protein modification by small protein removal
Molecular function (GO): peptidase activity
Source: RefSeq, a predicted model, not a curated record